Molecule: messenger RNA, 710 nt
Organism: Platichthys flesus (European flounder)
Lineage: Eukaryota; Metazoa; Chordata; Actinopteri; Pleuronectiformes; Pleuronectidae
Gene: rpl12
Product: ribosomal protein L12
Exons: 6
Coding region: 225-680 (151 amino acids)
Biological process (GO): translation
Cellular component (GO): cytosolic large ribosomal subunit; ribosome
Molecular function (GO): structural constituent of ribosome; large ribosomal subunit rRNA binding
Source: RefSeq, a predicted model, not a curated record
CAUCUCUCUCUCUCCCUUGUCCCCCUCCGGUGAAGGUGCAUCUUCUCGGUCGUCCCGAACCCGGGUUCAUCCGACACCAACACCGAGUAGCAGAACCGAGCUCCGGCUCCACAGCAGCGACAUCAUGCCUCCCAAGUUCGACCCCAACGAGAUUAAGAUCGGUACGUUGCUCUGUGCGGAGACAACAUGGAGCCGGUCUCUGAGCGACGCAGAGACACGUGUUCAUGAGAUGCACAGGAGGAGAAGUUGGUGCCACCUCAGCUCUCGCCCCUAAGAUCGGACCUCUGGGUCUGUCUCCCAAGAAGGUUGGUGAUGACAUCGCCAAGGCCACCGGUGACUGGAAGGGCCUGAGGAUCACGGUGAAGCUGACGAUCCAGAACAGAAACGCAGCCAUCGAGGUGGUUCCCUCUGCGUCCGCUCUGAUCAUCAAGGCUCUGAAGGAGCCGCCUCGUGACAGGAAGAAGGUCAAGAACAUCAAGCACAGCGGCAGCGUGACCUUCGAUGAGAUCGUGGGCAUCGCUCGCCUCAUGAGGCAUCGCUCCAUCGCCAGGGAGCUCUCCGGAACCAUCAAGGAGAUCCUGGGCACCUCUCAGUCUGUCGGGUGCACCAUCGAUGGUCGUCCUCCACAUGAUGUCAUCGAUGACAUCAACAGCGGCAAAGUGGAGUGCCCCACUGAGUAAACUGAAGCAAAUAAAGUUGAUAAAAACUGA